Molecule: messenger RNA, 2558 nt
Organism: Rhipicephalus sanguineus (brown dog tick)
Lineage: Eukaryota; Metazoa; Arthropoda; Arachnida; Ixodida; Ixodidae
Product: carbonic anhydrase 1
Exons: 7
Coding region: 283-1107 (274 amino acids)
Cellular component (GO): cytoplasm
Molecular function (GO): zinc ion binding; carbonate dehydratase activity
Source: RefSeq, a predicted model, not a curated record
GAAGCGAAUCGGAACAGCAGAGAGUGAGUGAGAGGAGGAGGUGCCCAGGAGGCUGGAAAAGUAUGAAAGCUCAAAGUUGUUGGCUCAGCCGGCGAGUUGCUGCUUUCACAGCGUCGGCACUUCAUCGCGCGCGCAGCAGGUCGCAGCAGCAGCUUUGACAACAACGAUCGGCGCCCGCACUGCACGAGAGGAGCACCACCGCCGCCAACGUCGCAAGUGGCCCCGCGCUCCCGGAUCAGUUACACGCGGCCCCCCUGCGACCCCGUGCCUUAGGAAGCCCCCAUGUCUCAGCAGCAGCAGCAGGAACAGCCCGCCUGGGGAUACUCGGACGCCGACGGUCCUUCAAAUUGGGCCAAGAAGUUCCCCAAGGCAGCUGGAGAUAAGCAGUCGCCCAUUGACAUUGUGCGUUGUGAGGUGCAGCAGGAUCCAUUCUUGACGGAGAACCCAUUGCGAUGGACCUACACUGGCCUCAAGUGCACUAGCCUGCUCAACACUGGCUCUGGAUGGCGUGUGGACGUUUCGUCACCAGGACCUAACAUCCGGGGAGGACCUCUUCAUCACAACUAUCAGAUGGUGCAGUUCCACAGUCACUGGGGCACCUGCAGUCAGACUGGCAGUGAGCACACCAUUGAUGGAGAACACUAUGCAGGCGAGCUGCAUCUGGUGCACUACAAUGUGGACAUGUACAGCAGAGCAUCAGAAGCUGCCUGCUCUGACAAGGGUCUAAGUGUGUUGGCCGUUUUCUUCAAGGAAGGAAAGCCACACGAGGAGUUGAAAAAGCUCACUGAUUGUAUGUCAAAAGUAAUUUACAAGGGGAUGAAGUGCCCGCUGGAGCAAGAUAUUGAUAUCAGCUCAUUGAUUCCUGCCAACAGUUCAUAUUGGACGUAUGAAGGCUCUUUGACUACACCACCUUGUUACGAGAGUGUCACUUGGAUUGUCUUCAAGGAACCCAUUGAAGUGUCACGGGAGCAGUUUGAAGCAUUCCGCCAGCUGUUGUCUUACAAAGAAGGAGGAGGGCCCCAAGUGCCCACCGAUGGCCCAAUCCUCAAGAACUUUCGACCUCCACAGCCUCUGAAUGGUCGUGUGGUGCGUGAGCCCUCUGAAUAAGCACGCCCGCCAACAUGGUUCUUCAAUCAGCAGCUUUGCUUUUCUUCACCAGCUUCACUUUACAAUAAUUCUCUGGUGCUGGCAGGAGUUUGCAUCAUAUUUAGAUUGUUGAAUUAGCUUCCCUUUCUGUAGCAGUAACAUUGUUUUUUUAAUAUUUUAAAACUGAAGAACACUGGGGACAUUGCACCUGCCCCAUGUCCCCCGAGGCACUCAUUAUGACUGUGCCAGAAGCGUCAAUUUUGGUGUGGCUAGUUGGUGGCCGAAAAAAAAAAGGAGGUCUUGCUGUGAGCUGUCUUGUCUUGCCUUGGAAGUGGUAGUAUUGUGCACUUCUGAGACCAUCAUGUUGUGUUGUCUAUUCCUUGUUCAAAGGUGUCAUUAGGUAGUAUGCCCACCAAAAUCUAGUCAAAGUGGAAAUAUAGUCUAACACUGCUGUUGACCGCAGCGUGUGCGCGCUGUUGCAGCUAAGAAGCAGUGCUCUGUAUUUGUUAAUUGUUCUACAGCAUCCAGCUUCAAAGUCCAGGAAAGCCUGACGGUGGCACAACAGCAAUAAUGAGUGCACUUUAAGGUGUCGAUGUGUGGGUUAGGCUGAUUGCCUCUGUACCCAAAUUGCAGUUAAUAAGCUCACCGAUGGUAAAAUAACUAAGCUGGGCCUGUACAUUCAUGUCUUCCACCUAGUAGUUCUUGUAGACAUGUUAUGCAUGCACUUCUGGUCCAUGGGAUCGACUAGUUGCAGAUUGAGAGGCCGCCAUGGCGCAUUUAACUCCUCUGGUUAUUGCAUUUGCUUUCCUCUGAGGUGUACCCCUUGGGACAUAUGCAGCUACAGGCUGCGCAUCAGUAUGCAAAACCUUUUGGCACAAUUAUGUAUAUUGUUUGUCACAUCUUAAGAGGUUCUAUGCAUAUUUUUAUAUGUGUAUAUAUGUAUAGAUAUAUAUGUACCCUUUUAUCAAAAAUGAACAUUGGCAGAGAAUCGUUGUCAAAAAGAGCAGUGAUCAAGUUUUGCCUGAAUUACACGAUCUUGUACAUAAACAGUCUUAGUGAAUGUUAUAGCCUUUAGCAUAGGUUCAUGUCUUUCAGGAACCAUAGUACAAGGCUGCAUUUACAUGUUCAGCAAGAAAUCGCACGGCAUCGAACUACCGGUAUAAGUGUUGGCCAUUUUAGAGUUUAGUAAUAUACCAAUAAGCAGUGCAUAGAGCAGAAUGUCUAUCAUGUCUUGCAGUAGCUGACGAUGUGCUGGAAGAAAAUUUCUUUUCUUGUAGGAUUAUAUGCACCUUCAUUUAUUAUAUGCUCUCUGUACUGCUUCUUUAAUUGAUGCAGCAUACUGCCAUCUUGGUACAGGUGACAAUGACAGCAUACUGCAGACUUUUUUUUCUAACCAUGUGCCUUUAUUGAAUAGCAAGAAGUAUUUUAUGCAGUUGCCUGUUGAGUUUCUAAUAAAAUCUUGUUGCAAUGCA